This is a messenger RNA of Durusdinium trenchii, 1959 nucleotides long. The record is from the annotation of a GenBank genome assembly. NCBI's taxonomy places the organism in Eukaryota, Dinophyceae, Suessiales, Symbiodiniaceae.
AUGACGGCGUUGUUCGUGAACUCCAUGAGAGCCCCAGCGCUUGGAGCUCUGGCCCUGGUCGCCUUAGCCAGCGCCUUGCGCGAGGAACAGGCGGGCGGCACACGGAAGGACGUGCCCCGACGCUGUAGCAAGGGCUGGAGCCUGGGUGGCUCCGAGUGCUGCUCCUGUGGCGAUCGCAUGGGCUCGGGCGUGGAUCAAGACCUCGAAGUCGUGUUGGAUCAUUGCGAGUGGGAGGACGGCGAUGCCAUCGCUUCCAAGACUUGUUGCCCGGUUUGGACCAGGGAUUGCAAGGAGAAUGAGCCCGAGUUCAAGAAGGGACUCAAGCGUGAUUGCGUCGUGACGCCAGAAGAUUGUGCUCAGGCGCAGUGCGCCGACGUGGCGCAGCAGCUUCGCUCUGCGAAGAAGGCGCUGAAGGCGUUGAUUCCUUCGAAGUCCAAACGUCCAUCGUCCAGCACGUUGAAGUCAUUCGUGACGGGGAAGUCCAAUGCCGGGAAAACCUGCCAUUGCGGUUGCGGCGAGAUUUCCAGCUUGGAUCCCUUGCAGUGCCAAAAUUCGAACGAUGCGUCCUGGGAAAUGUAUUGUCGGAAGACGCGGCCUUGCUGCAGCGACCCGGUCAAGGACUGCAAGGAAGAAGAUCCAUGGCCAAAGGCCCUCGAGAUCAGCCAAGAGGUCGAGGAGCUGGAAUCCCUGUGGAAGGAAUGCUUCAAGAGCUGCAAGGUGGCGCAGCAAGACGCUUGCGUGGAAGACUUGAAGGCGGAGGCGACGUCCCAAAAGUCUGGAUGGACAUCGAAGCUGUUGGGUAAAAAGAAGAAGAGCAAUCAGGAGGUGACAGUGGAAGAAUACUAUGCGAAGCUUUCCAAGAAGGUGGAAGCAAAAGAACUGGAUCGUGAGAAGUUCAUUCAAGAGCUGCGCGCCAGAGACAAGGCAAGGAAUCGUGCGAAGAACGCGGAACGACGAGAGCAGUGGAAGAAGGAGCAAUUCGUGAAGCUUUCCAACUUUGUGGCAGGUGUGGGUUCCGCCGUAAAGGAUCUGCAAGGGAAAGACUGCUGCAAAUGCCAAAUGAUUGAAAAGAACAAGUUCAGCUUCCUCACUGGAGGGACGCUGGUCACGGACUUUUGCUCAGCAGCAAGUUGUGACAGUUACCAAGGUAAGUGCAGCAAGACCAGCAAAAACUUCUGCAAGAGAAGCACUGCAUGCCCAGCAGAUCAUGCAUACUACGCACGCGCUCUCGGUUCUGUAGCAGCCUGCCGCAGCUGGGAGCACGAAGAAGUGACGGCCGGUCUCGUUCUGUUGAGCAUCUCCUUGGCACCCGUUUUGAAGGCCCCUGAUCGUUCCACGUGGGGGCGUCCCCAGUUCGGACCGCGGACGCGCGGUCCGGGGUGCGAUCCAUGGAGGCCGGACCAGUGGCCCCGUGCAGGAUGCGUGGAGCCGAAGUACGUGGGGUUGACACCACAAGAGGUGGCCUUUGCCGAAGAGGUCUUACACGAAGCUCGAGAGAAGGUGCCAAUGGAUCAGCACGGCCCUGAUGCAGGCCUGGUGGCUCCGGCGCUGCGAAGGCUGCACGAAGUCGUUGAGGCCGACGACUUCGAGGCACUACCAGCGGCGAUCAGUGCAGCAGAGGCCGUGGGGGUAGAGGUCUCGGAGCUGCGCUUCGCGCGCGCGGUGCUGCAGCAACGGAAGGAGCUGCGGAGAACCAAGGCCUCGGAGGCAUUACAACGCGUGGUUGCUUCGGGCUCAGCGACCACCGCGGUGAAGUUGACCACAGCACUGGCGAUGGCCAAAGUGGCCGGGGUGUGCGCAAGAGACCUGAACGCUGCCGAAGAGCUGUUGAAGACGAUACGCGAAGCGGAUCUCCGACACCCGCGCAAGAGCGCCCUAGCGUGUGCGCAUUCCCGGCCCAAAGAAGGCAAAUGCUUACGCUUCGCACCGGAGGUAGAGACGGUCUUUUUCAGCGCAUGA